AUGCCACCUAAAAAACGAUUAUCUUUAUCUCGAAAUUCGAGAGAAGCUAAGAGGAUGAAAAAUGUGCGUUCUCAAGAAUCGGCAGAGGAAAGAGCAUAUCGGUUAAACUCUAUGAGAGUUAGUGCCUUAACUUCUCGAGCCAAUGAAAGUUCUCUAGAAAGAGAGAUGCGAUUAGCAGCUGUUAGAGCGAGACGAGCUACAUCACGGGCGUCUCAAAGUUCUUCUCAACGAGAGCUAAGGCUUACCAUUGACCGAGAACAACAUGUGUUAUCCCGAGAAGCUGAAACUGCUUCACAACGAGAAUUACGGCUCACAGCUGACCGCGAACGGCAUACAUUAUCUCGCGAGUCCGAAACCUACACUGAGAGGGAAUUACGUCUCGUAGCUGAUCGCGAACGUAAUAUUGUAUCUCGAAAAUCUGAAACUUUUACUCAAUAUGAAGACCGUUUGACAAAUGAUAGGGUGCACCGUAAUAUUAUUCGAUCUCUUGAAGAUGAACAUGAGCAGGAACAACGACUAGAGUCGGGACGCGAAUAUUACAAUUCUUUGAGACAAGAACGAUUAAUAAGUUUGUCCAAUGAAAGAUUAAGUAUUGAAAAUAUUCGGUCUCUUGAAACGGACGAACAGCGAGAGCUCCGUUUUACUGCAGAUAGAUUUCGACACAGUCUUAAUGAUUUAGAUGACAUAGAAGAUCAAUCUACAAAUUCUGUGGCGUGGUCCGACAAAUAA
Parnassius apollo (apollo) is the source of this 729-nucleotide messenger RNA. The record is from the annotation of a GenBank genome assembly. Lineage: Eukaryota; Metazoa; Arthropoda; Insecta; Lepidoptera; Papilionidae.